AUGGUGAACGCUGUCCAGACUUUUGGCAGGAAAAAGACCGCGGUUGCAGUUGCUCACUGCAAAGAAGGUCGAGGUAUUAUGAAAGUGAACGGCGUUCCACUGGAUCUCCUGGAGCCCGAGUUGCUCCGUGUAAAGGUUUUCGAGCCGCUGCUUUUGCUCGGUGAGGAAACCUUUGCAAACGUGGACGUUCGAGUUCGAGUGCGGGGCGGAGGAGUCACCUCUCAGAUCUAUGCUAUUCGACAGGCUAUUUCGAAGGCAAUCGUUGCGUACUACCAAAAGUACGUUGACGAGGCGAGCAAGCGAACCAUCAAAGACAUUCUUGUCAGCUACGACCGCUCUCUGCUUGUUGCAGAUCCGCGGCGCUGCGAGCCGAAAAAGUUUGGCGGUCGUGGUGCUCGUGCUCGCUUCCAGAAGUCGUAUCGGUGA
Molecule: messenger RNA, 426 nt
Organism: Cyanidioschyzon merolae strain 10D
Lineage: Eukaryota; Rhodophyta; Bangiophyceae; Cyanidiales; Cyanidiaceae
Product: 40S ribosomal protein S16
Exons: 1
Coding region: 1-426 (141 amino acids)
Biological process (GO): translation; maturation of SSU-rRNA from tricistronic rRNA transcript (SSU-rRNA, 5.8S rRNA, LSU-rRNA)
Cellular component (GO): cytosolic small ribosomal subunit; ribosome
Molecular function (GO): structural constituent of ribosome; RNA binding
Source: RefSeq, a predicted model, not a curated record